GUCGCACCUAACAACAUAAUAAACCGUAAGUGUGUUUACAGAAUUUAAAUUGAAGAGUGAGAGUUUUUAACGAACGGAAAGACUCCCUGCGAAGACUGAGGGAUGAAGUUCCCUGUGGAUCUGCUGGCUGAUGUUAGCCAAGCAGAGCUGGAACAGUCAGCCCGCAACUACAUGAACAACCUCCUAUACAGCAACCCCGACUCUCCUGAGCACCUGACCCUGUCUGACUCCACCACGGUCACCAUAAAUAUCUCCAGAGUAGGCUUGGUUCCUCUGUACGGACACAAUGAUGACAAGACAAUCCUGGCCCUCUUCUCUCCCACUGACCUGUUCUCUACUGUGGCUCUGUACCUGCUGGACCGGUGGUGGACAGUGGAGGACAUUCUCAAGACAGCAGACCCUGCUCGUGAUGGAGUUGUAGAGGUGGAGACGCUUGGAGAGAGAAUAGUUUUAUACAUUCUUAAUCGGGUGAUCUACAGAGCCAAGGAGAUGAGCAGCUCUGAGGAGGAGGUGCCUUUCCUCUGCCAUGGAGAAAAAGAUUAUGCAAAAAUCCACUGGAAUAAUGGAGAGGCUGUUGGCUUCUACUCAGUCAAACCCUCAGGCAGCUUAUGUAAUUCUUUUUCAACCAGAAGCUAUCAGCUUCCUGUGAUGGACUCCAUAUUUGUCAGGAAAUGUCACCGUGGUAAAGGCUUUGGCCUCCAGAUGCUGGAGGACUUUGUGCUCAGUUUCAAAGAAGAGUAUCUGGGGUUGAGGUACCCCCUCACAAAAGCAAUGUACAAAGUGUGUGAAAAGUACCUCCGCCAGUAUCCAGGAGGCACAGACCUGCUGUGGGAGGUGGAGAGUGUUGGUGGGCCAAGCCAGAGGACCAACAUAGCCAACAAGAUCCAGACCAUGGAUCGGAGUGCUGUAUCCAGGAAUCUGUCAUUCAUGGAGGAAUCACUUGUGAUCACUGAGGUGACUGAAAAGGAUGUGGUCAUGGAGGCAAUUACCACACAGAUAAAAGAAGCUGGAUCUAUGGAGUGCACAGUUGAAAUUGUGGAGGAAGUGACAGUACUGAGAGCCACCAAAGAGGCCGAUGACGUGCCUGUUGCAGCUCGGAGUAGGAGCAGUGGCUCAAAACGAAGGAAGACUGGAGGAAAGAUCACAGAGGACAAGCCAGAAAAAAUGAUCAGAAUCGAGGAUAUUGAAGCAGAAACCCCCACAGAGGAGCAUGUUUCUGAGCAACAGAAAAACGAAGUUCAUAAUGUCUCUGAAAUGAUGCAGACUGAGAGUGUGCUCAGUGUGGCUACUGAAGAAAAAGCAGAGGAUGAAGUUGAUGAUGCAGCUGAAGAAUCAGCACCUAGAGUGACAGAUGUACCAGCCACUGUCCUAACCUCACAAGACCUUGAAGAAGCUGAGGUUACAUCAGCACCCGCUGCUGAAGAGUCUCCAGUAGAAGAUGAUGGCACACAGGAUCUGAACGACACCUCCUGUGACUCACAGAUAACAGUUGAAAAUGUGGCACCAGAACUUGAGGGAGCAGAUGAAGAGUCUCAAGAAGAAGACACUGCAGUGCUGGUAGUCUCUGAUGAUGUUUUAGAGGUGCACAAGGAAGAAGAAGCCCUGGAUAAAGUGGAAGAGUUAACUCAAGGUAAGAUCUCUGAUGAAAACUCAGAAGAACCAGCACAACAUGAGUUAAGUCUAUCAACACAUGCCGCAUCAGAGGGUGGUGAUGCUGGAAAAACAGGGAGAACUAUUGGAAAGACCAUAAAAACUGUACAGAGGGAAACCCCCAGACGGAGAUCCCAGCGGCUCAGCAAGCUAGAGGAGGGGGUCAAGGAGGAAACUACAGCCCAGGAUGGUAGGAAAGUUUUGAGAGGAAGAACUGUUGUGAACAGCCCCGCGCUUACACGCAAGUAUCACCGACACAGCCAGAAAGUAUGUGAAGAAUUGGAUAAGGAGAUUAAUGAAGUGGCAGAGAAGGAGCCUCCUACAACUGAAGUAGUGGAGGAGUCAACUGUGACUGAGGGACAAGAAGCAGAAAUUGCUACCAGAGAGAAGAAUGUUGUUGCUGUGGAAGAAAUAGCAGAAGAAGAAAAGCUGCAGCAGUUGACAAAUGAAGAGGAGACAGAAAAACAUACGCAGCCUGGAGUGGAGGACACUGUAGUGAAAGACAGUGCCACAGAGCUUCCAGAUAGACAAGAGACAGAAGAGAAUGCUCUGAAUGAAAAAGUAACAGAGGCAGAGACGUCAAUGAUUGGGGAUAAAGCGGAGAACUCUGACGAUGAGAUAGAGGAGCCCCCUGUUGUACAGAGGAGAGCUUUGAGAGGCAGACGUAAAGCCACUCCUAAACCUAAACCCACAAAACAAAGUAAAAGGCAUCAGCAACAAGAGGAAAAGCACACAAAUGAAGCUGACCUGGGAGCAGGAGGUUCUGCUCGAGAAGAAGAAGCAGAUGAACAGGUGCAGGUGGAACAAGACAAGAUGAUUGACAAACCUCAAGACGAGAUACCAGCUGAGGAACUGACUGCUGUAAGAGAAGGUGGAGCUCUAAGAGCAGGGGAAGAGGAAGACGUUGUAUCUUCAGCUGAGGUGAACCUGGAGAGGAAGGUGGUACAGGAAGAGGAAAAGACAGAGGGAGGGGCAGAGACUGUAACUUUGGUUGAAGAAGAUAAGGAGGAAGAGGCACACAAUGUAAUACAAGAGCCUGACAAAGUUACUGUUGCUUCAGGAACAGUAACGCCUGACGAAGGUCAAGACGAGACUGUUGCAGAAGAGCUUCAAGAAAACAACACUGGCUCUGAGAUUCCCAUGCUCCAGAAAGCUACUGUCAUCUUAGUGGACCUGAAAACAAGCGGCCAUCAUUUUAGUGUGAAGGAGGCGGACGAAACACUAACUGCUGAAGAGUGUGCUGCUCCAGAAAAUGAACAGAUGGAGCUUAAAACAGCAGAGGGGGAUGUUUCCACUUCUGUUGCAGAGAAACAAACACCUGAGCCAGAAAAGCUGGCAGUGGAAGAGAAGGAAAGAGGGACACAGGACAACAUUACAGGAAAAUCAUUUAAUACAACUGCAGAAGCAGACACUGAAGAGCUUAAAGAAGACAGUUCUGAAAAAGAAAAGGAAGAAAUUCCCAAUGUGGAUGAUACAGAAACCGAAGAAGAGGAAGCACUGGUUAUUGAAACAAGAGUUCUCAGGAACAGGAGCAAGACUGUUGAAGCAAGCCGCAGGUCAACAAGCAGAACCAAACAGCAGCAGGGAGAAGGCAAAGCUGGUGAGGAUAUUACUGAAAAGGAAGCAGUCGAAAGAGAAACAGUCAUUGUUGAGGUGGAAGGAGAGAUGGAAGCUGUGGAGGAGAAACCACCUGCAACUUCAGAGACAGAUGCAGAUACAGAGGUAGACAUUCCAGUAGGAGAUGAUGCUGAACAGAAUAUCCAGCCUGCUGAGGUGGAUGAGGCAGUGACCUUAGAUGAGGAAGAAGCAUCAGUUGUUGAAACCAGAGCUUUGAGAAGUGGAACAAAGACAGUCACAUCUACACCAAGUAGCAAGACUGUAAGAAGCAGAAAGCAAGAGGAGGAGCAAGAUGAGGCACUUGCAGAAAACAGUGAAAAAGAGGAACCAGCAGUGACAACAAGAUCACUGAGACGGGGGAGGAUAUCUGCUUUUGCCACACCUAAAAGUAAACCCAGAAGAACCCGUAAACAAAUCCAGGAAGUAGAGGAUGAAGAGGCAUGUCCGCAGGCAGCUAUAGAAAAAACAGAUCAAGAAAUGGAGGAAAAAAGUGAGGAUGAGAUAGGAGAAGAAAUUAAGGAGAAUGCUGUGUCUGAAAAAGAAGAAAGUUUAGAGCCAGAAGCAGAGGAGGAGGAGGAGGAAGGGAAAGCUGUGGCAGAGGAAACUGUCUCAGAACAAGAUGAAGUGGAGGAGCAAUCAGAAGUCAUGUCUGAGACAUUGGCAGAUGAGGAGGUACAGGUUGAAGAACGCAAUGAUGAAGGGAAGCCAGUUGAGGGGGGUGAGGAAGUUCAACCACCACCAGUUGCUGAAACUAGAGCUCUGAGAAGUGGAGGGAAGACGAUCAAAGCGCCACCGACAACCAGAUCCAAAAGAAGCAAACAGCAAGAUGAUGAAGAAGAGGAGACGGGGGAAUCUGUCGAAAAGAGAAUGGAUGAAGAUGAACCGCCAGUAGAAACAAAGAUCCCGAGAAGGGGGAGGAAAUCUGUUAGUAGAAGCAGAAAACAGCUGCGGAAAGAGGAUGAGGCACCAAAGGAACUGACAGCUGAGGAGGCAGAGGUAGAGGGAGAAGUAGAGGCAGGGCUGGGAUCAGCUGAAAAGCCACCGACAGAAGGUGACGAGGAUGAAGCCACAGAGGAGAGUAAAGCAGAGGUGGAGGAGGAGGAAUCUGUAGCUGUAGAGGUAGAAAAAGGAGUGUCAGAAGAAGGAACAAUGACAACGACUGAAGAGGAGGAGAGCACAGCUGGAGAGGCAGCUGCUGCAGAUGAAGAAGGAGAAACUGACCCACCACUAGCUGAACCUGCAGCUAUACUCACACCCUGUGAAGAGGAAGCACCUUCAGAAGAGGAGCAACAGAGUGAAGAAUCCCAGCUUUCUGAUCUCCAAAGAGUGACUGUGGUUUUAGUGGACCUGAAAAAAACCUACCAAGAAGUCCAGGAUGAAACAGUAACUGCUGAGGAGGGCCCUCAAGAAGAGACUGCUGCCAUGGAAGAAGUUGAGCAGAGGAAGCUGAUGGAGGAGGAAACAAUGGCAGAGGAGCACGUUCCUGGUUCCCCUGUGGGAGCAGGACAAACUGAGCAGGAGGAGGCGGUAGUGCAAGAGGAAGGGUUGGGGGAGAAUGUGGAAGAUGCAGUCACAGUACACAAUACAGAGGAGGGGAGUGCUAAGGAGACAGCUGAAGUAGAUGAGAAUAAAAGUGUUGAUGAAGAGGAGGAACCUGCAGGCACCAAAGCCAGAAAACAAAGAAGUGGCAAAGAGGCAGUCAAAGCCACACCAAGACGCAAGUCAGCAAGAAAUAGAAAGGACGAUGUUCAACAAGAGGUGGAGGAGGUAGCCUCUGAAAAUAGUGAGGAGAAAACAGCAAUUCGAGUACUGCGGAGGGGUAGGAAGUCUUUCCCUGUCACACAAAGACGUGCAACAAAAAGAAGCCACAAGAAACUCCAGGAGGAAGAGGAAGGAGAGGAAUCUACAGCAGUUGAGGAGAGAGAAGCGAAGGAACAAGAGGAACAAGCUGAGGAACAGCAGCAAAUCAUUGAGCAGGAGGAGGGAGAAGGACUAGAGGAGGAGGAUACGACUCCACAAGUAGAAAAUAUUGAACCAGAAAUGAGUGUGGAGAAAGAGGACACUGUGGCAGAGGAAGCAGUCACACAACAAGAUGUUCCAGAGGACGGACAGGCCAGCAGCACUGAGAUCAACCAGGAAGCAGAGGCUCCAGCUGGAGAAAGUGCUGAUGAGGGAGAGACCUUAGAUGAUGUUGCAGAGGAAGCAAUCAUGACACAAGAUACAGUGGAGGCAGAACAGUCAACCUCCACAUCGGAAGUGGAUGACACUGCAGCUGGAGAAAGUGCACAAGAGACACUGUUGACAGCAAAGGACGAUGAGACAAAAAGUGUUUCUGAGGAGGAAGAAGCACCAGUUGUUCCAGCAAGAGUUUUGAGAAGUGGUGGAAAGACAGUCACAGCCACAGCAAGAAGAAAAACCACAAAAAUACAAGAUGAGGAGGCAGCUGGAGAGAAAAGCACAGAAGAAGACGAACCAACAGUAGAAGCAAGAGUUCUGAGGAGGGGACGGAAGUCUGCUCCUGCCACACCUAGACGUAAAUCUAAAAGAGCCCGCACACAACUUCAGACAGAGGAAGAGGGAGAACAAGAAACUGCUCCGACUGAAGAGACACAAGCAGAGGAAACCAAAGCAGAGGAAAAAGAAGACAACCAAGAUCUGAGGAUAGAAGAAAAGGACGAGGAGCAGAAAGAAGAAAAUACGGAGCCAGAAGUUGAGAUGGAAAAAGUCGAACGUGUGGCAGAGGUAUCCCUCACAGAGCAAGAGACUGUGGAAGAGGAACAGUCUGCUGUUGCAGAGACAUCUGCAGAUGAGCAGGGAGAGACUGUUGUUGGUGAAAGUGCUGAAGAGACACCACCUACAGAUGAGAGAAUGGUUACCAACGAGGAAGAAACACCAGUUGUUGAAUCAAGAGUUCUGAGAAGUGGUGGAAAGACAGUGACAACCACAACAAGACGGAAAAUCACAAAAAUACAAGAUGAGGAGGCAGAUUUGGGAUCAGCUGAAAAGCCAUCGACAGAAGGCGACGAGGGCGAAGCCACAGAGGAGAGUAAAGCAGAGGUGGAGGAGGAGGAAUCUGUAGCUGUAGAGGUAGAAAAAGGAGUGUCAGAAGAAGGAACAAUGACAACGACUGAAGAGGAGGAGAACACAGCUGGAGAGGCAGCUGCUGCAGAUGAAGAAGGAGAAACUGACCCACCACUAGCCGAGCCUGCAGCUGACUCAGCUAUACUCACACCCUGUGAAGAGGAAGCACCUUCAGAAGAGGAGCAACAGAGUGAAGAAUCCCAGCUUUCUGAUCUCCAAAGAGUGACUGUGGUUUUAGUGGACCUGAAAAAAACCUACCAAGAAGUCCAGGAUGAAACAGUAACUGCUGAGGAGGGCCCUCAAGAAGAGACUGCUGCCGUGGAAGAAGUUGAGCAGAGGAAGCUGAUGGAGGAGGAAACAAUGGCAGAGGAGCAUGUUCCUGGUUCCCCUGUGGGAGCAGGACAAACUGAGCAGGAGGAGGCGGUAGUGCAAGAGGAAGGGUUGGGGGAGAAUGUGGAAGAUACAGUCACAGUACACAAUACAGAGGAGGGGAGUGCUAAGGAGACAGCUGAAGUAGAUGAGAAUAAAAGUGUUGAUGAAGAGGAGGAACCUGCAGGCACCAAAGCCAGAAAACAAAGAAGUGGCAAAGAGGCAGUCAAAGCCACACCAAGACGCAAGUCAGCAAGAAAUAGACAGGACAAUGUUCAACAAGAGGUGGAGGAGGUAGCCUCUGAAAAUAGUGAGGAGAAAACAGCAGUUCGAGUACUGCGGAGGGGGAGGAAGUCUUUCCCUGUCACACAAAGACGUGCAACAAAAAGAAGCCAAAAGAAACUCCAGGAGGAAGAGGAAGGAGAGGAAUCUACAGCAGUUGAGGAGAGAGAAGCGAAGGAACAAGAGGAACAAGCUGAGGAACAGCAGCAAAUCAUUGAGCAGGAGAAGGGAGAAGGACUAGAGGAGGAGGAUACGACUCCACAAGUAGAAAAUAUUGAACCAGAAAUGAGUGUGGAGAAAGAGGACACUGUGGCAGAGGAAGCAGUCACACAACAAGAUGUUCCAGAGGACGGACAGGCCAGCAGCACUGAGAUCAACCAGGAAGCAGAGGCUCCAGCUGGAGAAAGUGCUGAUGAGGGAGAGACCUUAGAUGAUGUUGCAGAGGAAGCAAUCAUGACACAAGAUACAGUGGAGGCAGAACAGUCAACCUCCACAUCGGAAGUGGAUGACACUGCAGCUGGAGAAAGUGCACAAGAGACACUGUUGACAGCAAAGGACGAUGAGACAAAAAGUGUUUCUGAGGAGGAAGAAGCACCAGUUGUUCCAGCAAGAGUUUUGAGAAGUGGUGGAAAGACAGUCACAGCCACAGCAAGAAGAAAAACCACAAAAAUACAAGAUGAGGAGGCAGCUGGAGAGAAAAGCACAGAAGAAGACGAACCAACAGUAGAAGCAAGAGUUCUGAGGAGGGGACGGAAGUCUGCUCCUGCCACACCUAGACGUAAAUCUAAAAGAGCCCGCACACAACUUCAGACAGAGGAAGAGGGAGAACAAGAAACUGCUCCAGCUGAAGAGAUACAAGCAGAGGAAACCAAAGCAGAGGAAAAAGAAGACAACCAAGAUCUGAUGAUAGAAGAAAAGGACGAGGAGCAGAAAGAAGAAAAUACGGAGCCAGAAGUUGAGAUGGAAAAAGUCGAACCUGUGGCAGAGGUAUCCCUCACAGAGCAAGAGACUGUGGAAGAGGAACAGUCUGCUGUUGCAGAGACAUCUGCAGAUGAGCAGGGAGAGACUGUUGUUGGUGAAAGUGCUGAAGAGACACCACCUACAGAUGAGAGAAUGGUUACCAACGAGGAAGAAACACCAGUUGUUGAAUCAAGAGUUCUGAGAAGUGGUGGAAAGACAGUGACAACCACAACAAGACGGCAAACCACAAAAAUACAAGAUGAGGAGGCAGCUGGAGAGGAAAGCACAGAAGAAGACGAACCAACAGUAGAAGCAAGAGUUCUGAGGAGGGGAAGGAAGUCUGCUCCUGCUACACCUAGACGUAAAUCUAAAAGAGCCCGCACACAACUUCAGACAGAGGAAGAGGGAGAAGAGUCUGAGCCAGCUGUGGAGACUGAAGGGGAUGAAGAAGAGGCAGGGCAGGAAUCACAUGGGGAGAAAGGGAAGAAGGAUGAGGGAGAAGCAAAGAGUAUGGAAACAGAGGUGGAGAAAGAUGUGGAGGAGGAAGAAGUUGAGAAUGUGACAGGUGAAGAAUCUGCUGCAGCAGAGGCAGAGCAGGAAAAGUGGGACAGCAACAAGGAAGCUGUGGAAGAGACUGAUACUGUUGAGAAUCCUACACCUGAAGUAGAAGAGAUGAACUCAGCUGAGGAAGAGGAAACGCCAGUCACAGAGAAAUCUGCUACUACUCUAGAAGACGAGUCUGACACCGCCAUUGCUGGAGAAGAGGCACUAGUUGAAGAUGCCCCUGUGGAGGUAGAGCAAGAAGCUCCAGCUGUAACUACAAGAACACUCAGGAGCAGAACAAAAACUUCACAUGCAUUGAGAAGAUCUGGAAGACACAAAGACCAAGCAGUAGCUGAGAUUCAGCAGCAGGAAGAGGAAAACCCUGAGGAAGAGGAAAUACAAGAAGUGAUUCAAUUGACUGAUGAGUCACUUGAAAAUGGAGAGGAGCCAAAUGCUGAGGAACAAGCAGAAACUGAGGAAACAUCACCUACUGGAAAGGAGGCAGAGCUUCCAGGUGGAGAUGCCGCAGAGGACAAGGCCGAGGAAACAGCUGAUUUGGUAGAUGACAGAGUCAUAGAGCCAGCUGAUGAAGAACCAGUGACAGAGGAAAUGGAAUCACCUGAGGAAGAGCUAUCAGAAAGUAAGGAAAAUAAAACUACGGGCUCCUCAGCAAGCAGAAGUCUCAGAAGCGGAGCAAGAACUGUUGGAGACAAAGAGGAUGACAGAGCAGAAGAAAUCCAACCCCCCAAACGAAGAUCCAUACGAAAAAGACCAAGGGUGGAUUACAGGGAAAACGAGGAGGAAGAGGAGGAUGACAUGAAAGUAGCCAUCAACGAGGAGGAAGAGGACAAGGUGGAAUCCAAUGAGCCCAAAGACAUCAAGGAAGCUGAAUGUCCCGCUGAUGAACAGAUAGGGAAGGAGAACAAUCAAGAAGAGAACAACAUGGGAGCUAAUGAGAGUACCAGUGAAAAGGGGGAUGUCCUAAAUUUAGUAUUAGAUACAGAUGAAGAGGUAGAGACAGCAGGUAUGAGUCAGGAGGAUGAGGAAGAUGAGCAGAAUAUGUCAGAGACAGAGGCGGAACCAAUAGUGAUUGGAAAGAGAGUUUUAAGAGGGAGGUCAGUUCCUUCAGUUACAAUCACACCUCGCUCUAACUCCAAGCGCAGCAGUGCUAAAGUUCAAAGAGCAGAGUCUUUUUCUGAUGAAGAGUCUGAAAAGAGCCCUCAGUCAGCUCAGAGAAGUCUCCGCAAGAGGAAAGCUUCUGAAGUAACUCCAGCUCGCAAAUCUAAGCGUCACAGCAGAGUCUAGGAUGUUAUAUCGAUAUUUUUGAUUCACACUGACACCAAAAUACAUGAAGUCGUCUGUGAUCACAAAACUGGGAAAAUGCAAAAAUAUGUUUGCAUACUUAAUGUUUUAAUGCAAGCAGGCCUUCUGUAGUGUGCAGGCUCACAAUCUAACCUAACAAGCUAGAUCUUUCAUCCUGACCUAAAGCGAGAAUAACUUUUGAAUUAAUAGACUAAAACACACCCUUUCUUAGAUCAGUACACUCAGGGGGAUUUGCUGCUACAGCCUUACCUGGUCUGGUAUGAUCAGUAGCUUAUGGUGGCUAACAUUGGCUAAUGCAAUUUUAGAUAGAUAUCGCUGUGUAACCUACAUUACAGUCAGUUAAAUGACGUAAUGACUCAUCUCUUUGUGUGCUACUGUUACACUACAUUUCAUUUCCCAGUACCUAUCCCAUAAUCAUUACUUGAGGCACAGUUGCUGUUGAGUGAAAGUUAGAGUCUCGCUAUAAAACAUAUAUCAUCUUCUUCAUCAAGGAUCUGACCUGAAGACUACAAACACAAAUCUCUGCCAUUAUGAUCAUUUGAAAGAUGCUAUAAGCAUAUAAAAGUCACCCAUUGUGGCUUUAAAAGAGCUGAGAGCGGGAGCAGACAUCAGGUAUAUGAUACACAGAAGCUAAAUCUCACAGUUUUCCCACCAUUUAAUGGUCCAGUAUGAUACAGUAUCUCAUAAGAGCUUCGUCAGUUUCUCCUCUAACACACUGUGCACCCAAAUAGCCCCCAAAAUACUCACCUUCUUUAAAACUGUACUUAAACAUUAACAGUAUUGGCAGACACAAAUGCAAACUGUGAAAGACCCCUUGACUUCCUCUGCACACUUCACUCAAGGCUACAGAGGUGAAGCUAUUAGUUAUGUUUUUGAGCUGUGGAGGGCAGCAGCGCGCCACAGAUCCAUACAGUCAACUGAACCUGAAAAUAUUUGAAGGCUCCACAUUUAAGGUCUUUUGUUUGUGCAAGUCGAUACUUUUAACAAGUGUUUUUGCCUUUUCCCUGUGUGUCUGUGAACAUCAAUUGUAAUUUGAUUUUAAACACCAAGCCUAAGUUUGAUCAGAGACUGACUGACA
Molecule: messenger RNA, 10903 nt
Organism: Thunnus maccoyii (southern bluefin tuna)
Lineage: Eukaryota; Metazoa; Chordata; Actinopteri; Scombriformes; Scombridae
Product: trichohyalin-like
Exons: 11
Coding region: 103-9807 (3234 amino acids)
Source: RefSeq, a predicted model, not a curated record